Messenger RNA from Annulohypoxylon maeteangense, 2648 nucleotides. RefSeq names its product multidrug and toxin extrusion protein. The record is from RefSeq and is a predicted model, not a curated record. The coding region runs from base 411 to 2321 and encodes 636 amino acids. Gene Ontology annotation, cellular component: membrane. NCBI's taxonomy places the organism in Eukaryota, Fungi, Ascomycota, Sordariomycetes, Xylariales, Hypoxylaceae. Gene Ontology annotation, molecular function: antiporter activity; xenobiotic transmembrane transporter activity. Gene Ontology annotation, biological process: xenobiotic detoxification by transmembrane export across the plasma membrane. The transcript is spliced from 5 exons.
UAGUGAGCUCCGGUGGCGGGCAUUAAGCGGGCUGGCGGGGAGCCCAGCCCCGGAAUUGUAUUUCUUAACCGCCUUUAAAUAUGGACCCCCUAAGAUAAAGGGCCAUAAGCUCGAGUCGAUCUAACUGUCUAGGUUCCUUAAGGUGUUAGGUUAUCAAGAUAAGUCGGUUUAACUUGACAACCUCAUAAUACUAACCGUGAUAAACCUCAUCUUUUUCAAAUCAAAACUUCUACAGUAAUAAAGAGAUCUUGUUGCUUUCCCAUAUUUGAUGAGUCACUUCGUCCAACCUCACUAGCCUCUUGUCUUACCAGGCUUGCUUUUCUUAUUUGUAAUUGAGUAGCACACCGAGGGGCAACCUCGUCCUCCGGAGUUCUUAAAAGUCCAUCAGAGUUGCCCAAGAGACCGUCAAAAUGUCACACUCAAAACCGAUCCCGCAGACGAGGAGAGGAUUGGAUAUCGCUUCGUCCUUCACAUCUGCUUCUCCCAUAGCACAGGAGAUCUUGGCUAGAGAUAUCGCGGAAUGCACCGAGGACGAGGCUGAGGAAGAUGUGUUCGAUGACGACGAGCCUGAAUCAGAGUCUGAACCUGAAAGCGGGCCUGUCUUAUACACCCAGCCCACCGGCGUUGCUUUUGGCUUUAGAAGGCCAAGCAUAGUGAUCGAUCCCGUGAACGAGCCUGUUCUCACGAGGAUCGAGAAGAAACAAUCUCGCAAUGCUGAGCGCAGUCUUCUGAGAGACAACCAUUUUCUUCCGCCGAAACACACCCCAGAAGAACGGCCCGGGAUGCUCUCAAAGCUGUAUAAGGCUCUUUUCAGCACUAAAAUUCGCAGAACGCCAAGUGAUGAAGAGGUUCCUAGAAUCACUAUUCAGCCGUCCGAGUCUUCACCUUUGCUAGGCGAUAGACCUAGCUCCUUAACUUUACCCCAUGAUCGUUUAAAUGAUCAGUGGGAGGCUGCUGUAGCUUCCGGAAAGCUAGAGACGACAUGGCAGAGAGAAGCACAGACAAUUGCGAUUUACUCGCGAUCGCUGAUCUUGACGUUCCUGUUGCAAUAUAGUAUCAACAUUGCUAGCAUAUUUGCUGUUGGAAGGAUCGGAAAGAUAGAGCUAGGUGCUGUUAGUUUGGCUACCAUGACAGCAAAUAUUCUUUGCUAUGCGCCCAUGCAGGGACUAGCGACGAGUUUGGAUACUCUAUGCGCCCAGGCAUAUGGCUCUGGUCACAAACAUCUAGUAGGCUUACAAUGCCAACGGAUGACAUAUUUCUUGUGGUCGCUUGUUAUCCCGGCGGCCGUACUUUUCUUCUUCGCUGAAGAUAUACUACUUCACAUAGUACCCGAUGCGCGUUCUGCCAAGCUCGCAGGUCUUUACCUUCGAAUCGUGACAGCUGGUGUACCUGGCUUCGCUGCGUUCGAAGCAGGAAAGCGGUUUGUUCAGUCACAAGGACUCUUUGUUGCAACGACUUACGUGUUGUUGGUUGCCGCGCCCUUAAAUAUUCUUGUCAACUGGCUCCUCGUUUGGCAUUUCGGGUGGGGAUUUAUCGGUGCCCCUAUUUCGGUUGCGAUAACGCAAACAUUGAUGCCUCUCUUGCUACUUGCGUACGUGGCGUUUGUGGAUGGGUCACAAUGCUGGGGAGGUUUCACCCGUCGUGCUCUUACAAAUUGGGGCCCGAUGGUCAAGCUUGCGUUACCUGGGAUGAUCAUGGUGAUGGCUGAAUGGUUCGCCUUCGAAAUUCUUACAUUGGCGACAAGCCAAUUCGGGACGACGUAUCUGGCGGCGCAGAGUAUUUUGGUUACAUUGACGUCAACAACCUUUAUGAUCCCUUUUCCCGUCUCAAUCGCGGCCUCUACACGGGUUGCCAACUUGAUAGGAGCGGGGUUAAUAAACGCAGCCAAGACGUCAGCCAAAGUGGCUUUUUGGGCGGGAUGUCUUAUUGGAUUAUUCAACCUGUGCUUGCUUGCGGGUCUCCGCUAUCAACUUCCUCUGCUAUUCACACAAGACGAAGAAGUCAUCGGCUUGGUGGCGAAGGUCAUGCCGUUAGUUGCCUGCAUGCAAGUUUUUGACGGUCUCGCAGCUGUUGCCCACGGACUUCUUCGUGGAAUCGGAAAGCAGUCAUUCGGUGGUUACGCAAAUUUGUCGAUCUACUACAUUAUUGCUUUGCCAAUUUCGUUUACGACAGCUUUCCUUCUCGACUGGAAGCUCACGGGCUUAUGGUUGGGCACCACAAUAGGAUUGGCUCUCGUCGCCGGCGUCGAGUACUGGUAUACUUACAUUUCGGAUUGGGAACAGUCGGCUCGGGACGCGGAGAACCGGAAUGCGGCUGGUUGAUAAGAUAAUUGCGAGAUUGCGAGAAAUGACGAGAUGUUGGCGUAUGCAGUGUAUUACAUGCGUAUUCUUCAACCAACGCAACAGGGCGCAGUUUGUGUCAUUUUGCGCGAUUUGUCGACGUAUGGCUGGAUAGUUGUGUAUGAUAUGUAUGCAUAGAGCGCGGUAUCACAACAGAAAGGUUCAAGCCGUGUCGGAAUGAUAUCCAUGCUUUUUAAUAUUCAGGUAGGAAUCUAGAUAGACGCCACCGCAAACUAGUAGGUACGUAUACCUAUGUAUUUAGGUAACCAUCCGCACAGUAUCCGAAUAAUUUGAUACAUAAAAUGAUUG